This is a messenger RNA of Gorilla gorilla gorilla (western lowland gorilla), 3104 nucleotides long. It is a transcript of the gene FAAP20, whose product is annotated as FA core complex associated protein 20. Gene Ontology annotation, cellular component: Fanconi anaemia nuclear complex. The transcript is spliced from 4 exons. Gene Ontology annotation, molecular function: ubiquitin binding; K63-linked polyubiquitin modification-dependent protein binding. NCBI's taxonomy places the organism in Eukaryota, Metazoa, Chordata, Mammalia, Primates, Hominidae. Bases 58 to 774 code for a protein of 238 amino acids. Gene Ontology annotation, biological process: DNA damage response. The record is from RefSeq and is a predicted model, not a curated record.
GGGGCCUGGAGGGGCGGGGGCGGGGCUUGCGCUCACUUCCGCCCGGCGCGGGCUUGGAUGGAGGCGGCGCGGAGGCCGCGGCUUGGGUUGAGCCGCCGGAGGCCGCCCCCGGCGGGCGGGCCUUCUGGCGGCCGCCCCUGGUUUCUCCUGGGGGGUGAUGAGCGGGAGCGGCUCUGGGCCGAGCUGCUGCGCACGGUGAGCCCGGAGCUGAUCCUGGAUCACGAGGUGCCUUCACUGCCCGCCUUCCCAGGACAGGAGCCCAGGUGCGGCCCGGAGCCCACUGAAGUCUUCACUGUCGGACCCAAGACCUUUUCCUGGACACCCUUUCCGCCGGACCUGUGGGGCCCGGGCCGUUCCUACCGGCUGCUUCGCGGGGCAGGAGGGCACCUGGAAUCCCCCGCCAGGUCCCUGCCCCAGCGCCCGGCACCUGAUCCCUGCAGGGCCCCCAGGGUGGAGCAGCAGCCGUCUGUGGAGGGUGCCGCGGCCCUGCGCAGCUGCCCCAUGUGCCAGAAGGAGUUCGCCCCCAGAAGCAAAAACAGCUCAGGAAUGCGAAGGGACCGGAGUCCAAAGUUGGCAGCCAACAACAACAACAACAAAAGAAAAGGCCAGGCGCGGUGGCUCACGCCUGUAAUCCCAGCCCUUUGGGAGGCUGAGGCAGAUGGGUUGCUGGAGCCCAGGAGUUUGAGACCAGCCUGGGCAACAUGGCAAGGUCCCAUCUUUACACGCCUGGGCGUGGUGGCGCGUGCCUGUGGUCCCAGCUACUCUGGAGGCUGAAGUAGGAGGAUUCCCUUGAGCCAGGAAUUGGAGGCUGUAGUGAAGUAUGAUUGCACCACUGCACUCCAGCCUGGGUGACAGAGUAAGACCCUGAAUCACGGACAGAGGGUACUGUUGGGAGCCCUGGGGAGAAAUCCAUGCUCUUGGCUGAAGCUCUGAGAUCCUUGUUGCUGUCAGGGUGCUGCCCCCCGCCCCCCGGGGAGGGGCUUUUGUCUUUGCAUCGCCUGCUUUUCCAGAUAGUCUAAAAAAAGACUUCUGAAGACGAGGACGUUCACGAGGAAAAACUUGCCAUUUUGAGCUUUUUAAGCCGUUGCUGAAAGCUUGGCAGACUGCCUCGAUUUUUCCUAAGUAGGCGUCAGUGAAGUCAGGUCCAGGCCUUGGUGUGUCUGGAAUGCUUCAAGCACAUUCAAACACUUGAUCGUAAGGGAGAGCCGGUACUUUGGAACUGGAACUCACCCGAGGCUGUGGCCACGGCAUGGGCAGGCUAGCUGGGGGACAAGCCCCAUAUCUUUGGGAACAAGGGUUUGCACAGCCACCCUGGGAUGCCCUGGGACUCCUGACCGCACAGGACCCCAGCAGGGAGGCCGCCUGGAUUGGAGGGUCUGGUCUAACAGCCGGACUUGGUCUUGAACCGUCGCCCUGUCCCGCACAGGCGCCUGCUGAGCCUGGAGCCCUGGCAGAGGCGGGUCUGGGGAGUGUGGAGCUGCUGGGAGGCCUCCCGUUUCUCACAGCCUUGGUGUUCUCCGGGUCACCCAGAGGACCGUCAAAUGCUGGAUUUGACAAACUAUGUAGAAAGUUCUUUGUGUCUUUAAGAUCUUCUUGUGGUCCUAUUUGGACAUUUUGUGCAUUUUCAGACACCUGCGGGUCACGUGGGUGGAUGGGAAGCUGGGCACCUGGUGGGGGGUGAGGAUGUUGAGAGCCGGAGCUGCGUUUUGUCUCUGUUGAUGUGGCGAGGCCCUGGGUUGGUCACUGGGAUUUUUUUUUUUUUUUUUUCGAGACGGUGUCUCGCUCUGUCGCCCAGGCUGGAGUGCAGUGGCAUGAUCUCGGCUCACCGCAACAUCUGCCUCCCGGGUUCAAGCGAUUCUCCUGCCUCAGUCUCCUGAGUAGCUGGGAUUACAGGCGCCACCACGCCUGGCUAAUUUUUGUAUUUUUAGUAGAGACAGGGUUUCACCAUGUUGGUCAGGCUGGUCUUGAACGGAUCUCAGGUGAUCCGCCCGUCUCGGCCUCCCAAAGUGCUGGGAUUACAGGCGUGAGCCACCGCGCCCGGCCGGUCGUUGGAAUUUUAACAGCCCUGAGGCCCCUCACGCUGCCAGGUGCCAGCCCAUCCUGCAGCCCUGCUCCCCUGCCCACACGCAGAAGCCACCAGAGGCUUCUGGACUGAGCCCCCACUGUCCUGCAGCCGGGCUGGCCUGUCCACACCGCAGGGCCUGCUCAGCUACUGAGCAGAAGCGUCACGGACAGGGCAGAUCAGGCCGGGACAAAGCUCUUCUGCCACAGGCGGGGGUCUGAAGGCAUCUCAGAGGGCCCCCAACCAAGGGACACUGCCUGGAAACCCCGGGACAAGAUGACCUCGGUUCAGAUCUUAGCACCUUCUGGCAACCUUAGAGAAAGCUUGUGGAGGGAGGGGCUGGUUCCCAGGAUGGGCAGAAGCCGGAAAGUCUCAGACUGAGUGACCCUCGGGGGCUUCAGAAGGCACUGGGUGGGCUCUGCCAGAGUGAGAAGGCAGCUGAUGGCUGCUGGAGCCAGCCCCGGGAGUGGGGGCCCAGCUAUGGUCUGGAGAGGGGACUUGAGGGUUGCAGUGGCCACACAGACGGGGCAGGAGCCACAGGAAAGGACACAGCAAAGCCCAAGGGUAAAACGGCGCGCCGUGGACUGGUCUGAGGGCAGAGGCUGUAGGGGAGCGAGGGGCGGUGUGGCUGACAGGUGGACACAGGGACACGUGUCCUGUGGACUUGGCCGCUCAGUGGGGGUGUGUCCCCCAGCAGUGGCGUGUGAGGGAUGGUCACUCUGAUGGGACACUGACCACUUGGCCUCCAGCAAGAUCUAGGCCCAAGUCUAGGCCGAAGCCGCCCACUCAGCCCCGGGACAUCGUCCCCGGCAGCUCUGCUGAGCACGCCAGCUCCGGCACUCUCUGGGAGUCAUGGCCGGAAGUCAACUGUCCUGGCUUCCAGGACCACACCUUGGCCAGGCCUGGUGAUGGUCAUUUCCAGCCGCUCCAGUUGGGCUGAUGGGGCCACAUGAGGCCGGGGAUAGAAGGUGGCUGCGCUCAGACACCCCUCCCGGCCCCACUGGAUGCCCAGGGCACUGACCUGCAGGACUCGGAUGGGUUU